Messenger RNA from Bufo gargarizans (Asiatic toad), 4068 nucleotides. It is a transcript of the gene PCNX4, whose product is annotated as pecanex 4. The coding region runs from base 229 to 3765 and encodes 1178 amino acids. Gene Ontology annotation, cellular component: membrane. The record is from RefSeq and is a predicted model, not a curated record. NCBI's taxonomy places the organism in Eukaryota, Metazoa, Chordata, Amphibia, Anura, Bufonidae. The transcript has 12 exons.
CGCCCCCUCCGCCUCAGCAGGGGGAGGAGGGAGGCGAAGAGCAAAUGGAGGCUGAGUCCACGGCACCGGGAGCCGCCUGAUGAGCGCCGCGGCCCGCUAGCUGAGGGGGGGCGGCAGGAAAUCCAAACCUUGUGAUGCAAACGAGGGAAGCAAAUCCAUUUGUUUGGCAGAUAUUACCAUUUCACCACCUAAAAAAUGAAACCAAACCCAAAGCUGUGAUUAAGAAGAAUGGGUCCUGAUGUUCCUUUACUAAAUGAUUACAAGCAGGAAUUCUUCUGGAAACGUUUUCCCCAAACGGUCCUUGGCGGUCCUCGAUUUAAGUUGGGUUACAGUGCCCCUCCUUACAUAUACAUCAACCAAGUAAUCUUGUUUCUGACACCAUGGGUCCUGGGCAGUGUGGGCACUGUGCUGUACGAAGUCAACAUCUUAGAGGAUUACUAUGCCGCCACGCUCUCGGCAGGACUGAUUCUCAUCGCCUCCUUUGUCGUUCAGCUUUUGAAUCGAUACGCCCGCAGGAAGACUUCCACCGUAGAAAGACUUCAGAACCAAAACGCCCUCACAGAUGAAGAUGACUUUGACUUUUCCAGCUGCCUUGGCACAGAGACUGUGAAAUUCAUAAUACCGGGCAAGAAGUAUAUAGCAAACCUGAUAUUUCAUUCCAUCCUUGCUGGACUUCUGUGUGGACUGGGGACAUGGUACUUGAUGCCGUAUAGGAUCGGUUUGCUGUAUGGAAACACGGGAGCAACAGUCAUGAUCUUUAUUUUCGGCUGGGUAACGGUUUGCAUAGGAGAAUAUUCUUUAAUCAUCAAUUCAGCCACCGAGACGGCUACUUUUCAUGCACAAGACACUUAUGAAAUCACCCCCCUUCUGAGACCGGUCUAUAUAUUUGCUUUUAUUGCUGUUGAUCUUGCAUACAGAUUUAUCACAACCAAUCCAGCUUUAGUUUUGGCCAACAAAGUCCUACACGUCGUCUUUUUGUUUCUGCCCUUUCUUUGGGCUCUGGGUAUCCUACCACCUCUUGAUGCCCUUGUUCUUUGGGGAAUGGAGCAGAUACUGGAAUUUAUAUUGGGAGGGUCACCAAUGUCCAGUAACUUAAGGUUGCUGGUCAUGUUUGUGAUAUCAGUUGGGACAACCGUAUCGGCGUAUUUCAUUCCAAACUCCAUCGGCCUGGUUCUGUUCAUUGCUGGACUUGGUUUUAUUCUCAGUCUCAAUUUAACCGAGAUUGGACUUGUUCUCAAACAUCAUGUGAGGAAAUCCACAAAUAACUGUGAUCCCUUCUUCUGGAGGAUGACCUGGAAGGAACCCGUGAUGUACUGCGUCAUUCUUCUAUUGGUUCUGCUGGAGUCCAGCUUGUUACAUCACUACUGUUAUUCUAACUUCUCCUUACAGAGUCCUCAGGCCAUUGUCGGAUAUUGUCUCAUUAUACUUUUAGCUUUUUUAUGGAUUCUCAAAGAAAUUCAAGGUGCUUAUAUAUUGGGGAUUGUCAGGAAUCCCUUUUUCCAAAAUGACACCCGGAUGCUAAACGUCUUCAUGAAAAAACAAAGCCGAUUACAAAAAGCAGCUCUUGUGAGGAGAAUUUUGCUCAUGCUGGUCUCCCCUUUUGCAAUGGUAGCUUACCUGUCUUUGGACACAUCACUGUAUAACCUGCACUCGGUGUCAGUCUGCAUUGGCUUCACAAGGGCUUACAGGAUGAUCUGGCAGAAUACAGAGAAUGCCAUGCUUGAGAUGGUCGUUGUGUCUAUUGUACAACUGUUGGUGUUUAACACAAAUGUGUGGUGGAACGUGGGGCUGGAUACUGGCAUACGACUAAUUUUGGUUGCUAUAAUACGUGACCGACUAUGUCAGCUCGUCUCCAAGCUGCAGUUUGCAUUGACCGUUCUGCUGACGUCCUGGACGGAGAAGAAACAAAGGCGGAAAUCGACGAGCAGUCUGAUCACAGUGAACAUCAUCUUCUUCCCCGUGGUGCUGACCUUCAUUAUCCUCUCUGCUCUGCUCUCCUCACCUUUACUGGCACUUUUCACUUUGCCCGUCUUCCUGGUUGGAUUCCCUCGACCUAUCCGCAGUUGGCCGGGAGCUGUAGGCGCUGCAGCUUGUGUCUGUGCCGAUACAGUCUAUUACCAGCAAAUGGUUCCAGGCUUUGCUGCCGCACUGCAAUCUGCGUUUGCUUCAGGUAGUCUCGGUCUUGUUACUCCGGGAUCACAUUUCCUUUGCCGUUUUCAGGACCGACUAAUAUGGCUGCUAAUACUUGAAAGAGGCUACAGUUAUUGCUGCAUAAACAUAAAGGGACUGGAGUUACAGGAGACCUCCUGCCAUACAGCCGAAGCUCGGAGAGUAGAUGAAGUAUUUGAAAUGGCAUUUGAACAAGCAGAAAAUUCUGGUCGACUGGUCCUGAAUAAUCAUUUUGGGAACGUCUUAACCCCGUGUACUGUUGUUCCGGUCAGAGUGUAUUCCGACGCCAGGAACGUCUUGUCCGGGAUAAUCGACUCGCAUGACAACUUGAAACAAUUCAAAGAGGAUUUUGUUAAAGUGCUGCUAUGGGUGCUGAUGCAGACCUGCUAUAAAAAGUCCGGAGCACAAGCAAACAUUGAUGCAGAACAAAAGGAAUCUGAUGUUACGGUCCUGCCCGAAAAACACCAUGGAUCUCUGGGCCCAGCAGAGCAUAAUGAAUCCUCAAAGGAUGUAGAAAGUUAUAAUGAUGAUGUAGCUGAUGAGUGGUCUGACGACGACAUAUUUGAAAUUCUUCCCCAUCCAAAGAAAACCAGAGAUAACCCAGCAAUGGCUGCUACUGGUGAAGGAUUCUCCAUCCCGGGCAGUGUGCAGACAGUACAUGUUGACUCCUACGUAGAGCAAGAUGUAGCAGUGGAUAAACUUUACUCGGUGGUGGGUUUUGGUCUUCCCGCCACUAACAAAGGAAACACGACUCAUGUCGAACGUUUCAAAAUGGUGGAAUUUAAUUCCUCGUACUCUAAGUUUCUCACCUUACCUCAGGACUGGAUUUUCGGUUCCUUAAUGGGUGUGAAAAUGAGCGAGAUGAAGCAGAUGUUUCCAACAGACUGGUAUGAAUUUGUUUUGACGCAGUUAGAUUUCCACCAUGUCAGUGAAAAACCUUCCGUUUUGCUUGAAGAAGGACUAAGAGACCGGUCGCUAAAGGAACAAUAUAUUAAAGGACUGACCUCUAUUUAUUUUGCGUUCUUUGGUAUGGAAAACUCUUCUCCCAGUUCCGCUUGGCUCUUCAGAGCUUAUUUGGGUGGAAUACCUUGGUCAGUUUCGUUAGACUGGCUAACUGGAAAUCCAGAACUGUUUCAACUUGCACUCAAGGCAUUUAGAUAUACCUUCAAGCUCAUGGUUGAUAAAGCAAGUUUGGGACCUGUUGAAGAUUUCAAAGAACUGCUCAAUUAUCUUGAAGAGUAUGAUAACGACUGGUACAUUGGUCUGGUGUCAGACUCAGAGUGGCAGCAAGCAGUUCUGCAAGAGAAACCAUAUCUUUUCUCCUUGGGUCAUGAUCCAAACAUGGGCGUAUACACUGGCAGAGUGCUCACCUUACAAGAACAGCUGGUGCAGAUUGGAAAACUAAAUGCAGAAGCUGUUCGAGGGCAGUGGGCAAAUCUGUCCUGGGAAUUGUUGUACGCCACCAACGAUGACGAAGAACGCUACAGUAUACAAGCCCACCCCGUGCUACUACGUAACCUAACAGUGCAGGCAGUAGACCCACCUCUUGGAUACCCUAUUUAUUCCUCUGUACCUCUCCAUGUGCCUUUGUAUUAAUCCAUUUGUACUGUGUUUCUGCAUGUUCAGUGGAAAACACUAGUGUAUGACCUAGUAACACAACUCUAGAUGCUGCUGUUUUUUUUUGGCGUUGGUCAUAUUUUAUCUUUAGUAAACUGCACGUACAGAUGUUGUCCCCUCCACAAUUACAUUCACUUUCUUUUAUAUGUCUGAUUUGACAGGUGACCUGAAAUAGAUCAUUGCCUCCUCUGUAAAUACAUGUACACUUUAAAAAAAACAAUGUCUGACCAAAAUGUGUAUAAUGUAUGAUAUUUCUUUUAUAAAUUGUUCAUUUUGAUUGUA